Baudoinia panamericana UAMH 10762 is the source of this 1483-nucleotide messenger RNA. RefSeq lists its product as uncharacterized. The transcript has 2 exons. Gene Ontology annotation, biological process: catechol-containing compound metabolic process. The record is from RefSeq and is a predicted model, not a curated record. Lineage: Eukaryota; Fungi; Ascomycota; Dothideomycetes; Mycosphaerellales; Teratosphaeriaceae. Gene Ontology annotation, molecular function: catechol 1,2-dioxygenase activity; ferric iron binding. Bases 166 to 1137 code for a protein of 323 amino acids.
CUCGCCGCCUAUAGUAUAAUAUCAAAGGUUGGCCAAUUCCGAUCGAGUCCUUUAUCAUAUCAACUCAAGUCUACUUUACCUGAAGCCUGAGCACUCUUCAUCGUCUUCAUUGCUACGCUGCUGGCAAGAUACGAGCGUUUCGACAACUCAUCCUACACAUUCACGAUGUCUUCCACCGGGUCUCAGUCCGCUGGAACGACCGGCAGCAAGAGACAGUAUGACCCUAACUUCACCCAGCUUGUCAUCGACACAAGCGGCCCUAAGACGAGCCCUCGCAUGAAGGAGGUUUUCUCCGCCGCAAUCAGGCAUCUCCACGACUUCGCCAGAGAGAUUGACCUUACACCAGAGGAGUGGUUGGCUGGUGUUAAGUUCUUCAACGAGACCGGCAAGAUCUGGGCAGACUCGAAUGGCAAGCGCAACGAGAUGCACAGACUGUCGGAUAUCACGGGACUUGAAUCGCUCGUUACUGAGAUUGCCAACUAUGUCAUGACCGACAACCCGAACUACGUUCCAACUUCCGCUGCCAUUCUCGGCCCCUUCUGGUCGCCCAAUGCUCCGUGGCGCCAGCUCGGCGACACCAUCAUCCAAGACCCGCACGAGGGUACCGUCACUUACAUGCAUGGUGUCAUCCGUGACCUCAAGACCCAGAAGCCGAUUCCCAAUGUUACAUUCGACAUGUGGCAAGCUAGCAGCAACGGCAAGUACGACUUCCAGGACCCAGACAACCAGAGCGACAACAACCUGCGCGGCAAGUACAAGACCGACGAGAACGGCGAGUACCGUCUUUACUGCCUCCGACCGACCGCGUACAGCUUGCCGCAAGACGGCCCAUCCUGGCAGCUUUUGCAGGCACUCGACCGUCACCCAAUGCGGCCCGCCCACAUCCACUUGAUGGUCACGCACCCAGACUACAAGCCAGUGAUCACGCAGAUCUACCCUAAGGACGACCCGUGGCUCGCAACCGAUACCGUGUUUGCGGUGAAGGAUGACUUGGUUGUUGACUUCACGCCGCUCAAGGGCAUCCCGUCAAGCAUGAAGGAGCACAAGGGUCCGGGUGGUGCGGCCACGAAGGAGUUGAACUUGGACAUCGUACUUGCGCCGAUUGGCAUGGCGACAUACUCGAAGCCCAACCUUUGAGCCUCGUUUAGAUGAACAAUAUGUUGGUUAGGACGCAUUUAUGUCAUUUAGCGACGUGUGUACAAAGCUUGCAUGACAAACCACAAGUAUUCGUGCAUGAAACUGCAAGCGCUCGUGUCCGAAGUCUCUUCCAUUUGUCUGCGUAUCGUGGUCUCGCACUCCAGCUGGCUGCUAGACAGCUCAUACGCUUCGAAGUAGAGACAAAGCAUGAGUACAAGUUGCGCACUUCUAAAACAAUCAUAUCACAACAUACCUUUCGUACGUCGUCAUCGCUAGCGGCAUCGAAAUCAUUUACAUCCACAGUCAUUGCUCCCACCCUUUUCCUGCUUGCCACCAAACGCCAGCC